AGUAGCUUUCACAUUUAAAUUAUAGCUUAAAAUUUUAUGUAAUUCUUAACUCUACAUUGAAUGCAAAGGGUAAGAUUUAUACUUUCUUUUUCUACAUACAGAGAAAAGAUAUCCAUAGAGUCCAUAAAAACAUACCCAGUAUACCUCUGCUAUCAAAAUUUCACAGUGGGGGCACCUAAAAAAUAUCUUAAAAGGCUCUGUGGUCAGAAGAAAGAAGGGAAACAUGAAAAAAAAAAUGAUUGAGAAAUGCUGCCUUAACCCAUUUGGAGAGUGCAAAAUGAAAACAAAAACAAAAGUAGAAAGCAAGAAGGAACUUUCAGAAAAUGGAAACCAUGGGCUCCUACUUAAGACACAGGCCUGAAGGAAGGUCUUCAGAGAACAAAGAGAGCAAGUUCUCAGAGUCACCCACCUACCCAGGAGAAGCAUCUGCAAGGUCCCCGAUGGCCCCAGCCUGGUCCUUACUCCUGGCCCUGCUGCUGCUCAGCUGCAACGCCAUCUGCUCUCUGGGCUGCCACCUGCCUCACAUCCACAGCCUGGCCAACAGGAGGGUCCUGAUGCUCCUGCAACAACUGAGGAGGGUCUCCCCUUCCUCCUGCCUGCAGGACAGAAAUGACUUCGCAUUCCCCCAGGAGGCGCUGGGUGGCAGCCAGUUGCGGAAGGCUCAAGCCAUCUCUGUGCUCCACGAGGUGACCCAGCACACCUUCCAGCUCUUCAGCACAGAGGGCUCGGCCACCACGUGGGACCAGAGCCUCCUGGACAAGCUCCGCGCUGCACUGGAUCAGCAGCUCACUGACCUGCAAGCCUGUCUGAGGCAGGAGGAGGGGCUGCAAGGGGCUCCCCUGCUCAAGGAGGACCCCAGCCUGGCUGUGAGGAAAUACUUCCACAGACUCACUCUCUAUCUGCGAGAGAAGAGACACAGCCCUUGUGCCUGGGAGGUUGUCAGAGCAGAAGUCAUGAGAGCCUUCUCUUCCUCAACAAACUUGCAGGAGAGUUUCAGGAGAAAGGACUGACACACACCUGGUUCAACACAGAAAUGAUUCUCAUGGACCAACAGACCACACUUCCUCCUGCGCUGCCACGUGGAAGACUCUCAUUUCUGCUGUCAU
Bubalus bubalis (water buffalo) is the source of this 1106-nucleotide messenger RNA. RefSeq names its product interferon alpha-F. Gene Ontology annotation, cellular component: extracellular region. Gene Ontology annotation, biological process: T cell activation involved in immune response; cytokine-mediated signaling pathway; humoral immune response. Lineage: Eukaryota; Metazoa; Chordata; Mammalia; Artiodactyla; Bovidae. The record is from RefSeq and is a predicted model, not a curated record. Bases 324 to 1010 code for a protein of 228 amino acids. The transcript has a single exon. Gene Ontology annotation, molecular function: type I interferon receptor binding; cytokine activity.